This is a messenger RNA of Prorocentrum cordatum, 2067 nucleotides long. Lineage: Eukaryota; Dinophyceae; Prorocentrales; Prorocentraceae. The record is from the annotation of a GenBank genome assembly.
GAAAGGGAUUUCAUCCUGGUGGAGUACGCGGGGUACGCCAACGUGUGGCUCGAGCGACUGAUGGUGCUCGCGCCUGACGGCUCGGGCCUGACGUGCACCCUCACACCAGAUGACGACAGCUACGAGGAGGACCUCUUCGCCGCCGCCGAGGUGCGCCGCUGGCUGCCGUGCGAGGGCGAACGCAUGGGCGCAUACCCGCCAGCUGCUGCUGGGAUGCACGUGCACGGCUUCAGGGGCGUCCCAGCGCCUGCGCGGGUCGCACAGGCGCUGGCUGCUUGGGCUGCGAGGAUGGGGAUCGCCCUGGGCGUUGAGGACGCGGUGGUGCCCAACCUGCGCUGCGCUGCUGUCGGAGCUCGCCCUCGGCCUGGUGCCGCGGGUGUCGCGCCCGCCGGUGGCGCGGCGGCUGCGGCGCACGCUGCCGGCGGUGCGGGGCCGCCCGCUGGGAUGCUGGUUGCUGCCCCCUUCGCAGCACCCGCGGCAGGGAUUGGCGGGCCUGCCGUGGCGGCUGGAGUGGCUGGCUCGGCGGCUGCGCUCGCCGGCGGCCCAGCGGCGCCCGUGGCAGGCGCCCCAGCGCUGGCGGGCCCCGCGCCGCCGCUGGUGGUAGAGCCCGCAGCUGCCGGGCCAGCUGCCGCAGCUGCAGGCCUUGGAGCCGCCGCGGCCGCGGCCGCGCCAGCUGAUACGCGCGUCCAGCCCGUCACGUACGACUUGCAGGGGCAGCGGCACGCGGACUUCCGCCGCGCGGUCAUGAACAUGACUGAGGGGGCCGUUCCCGACUGGCCGGUCAGAGGUUCGCGGACGGCGCUGUGGGUCCUUAAGUUCAUGGAGGCUCACGGCGGCACGCCUACGGGCCGCCACUCGCGCUGGCUCUCGGAGUCACGCUUGCAGGGGCCCGAUCCUGGCGUCGACGAGCAUGGGCAGGCGUGCAGGGCCCUCGAGCGCAUGGUGAUCUACGACCAGCUGGAGGUGGCCAAUGUCGCCUCGGGCGAGAUGCUGGCCAGAGCCGUGCAGCCCCAGGAGGAGCGCUACAGGGACCGCGUCGCCCCGGCAGCAGACUCGGGCAGCCUCGACGCGCACGUGCUGCUCGGCACGGACCAGCUGCGCGGGAUCGCGCGCGUCGCGCCGGCGCUGCAGGACCACGUCAAGGACGAGCUCACGAAGAUGAAUGCUUACAGGAAGGAGCAACGCAAAGCCAGAGAGGAGCGCGACUUGGCCCGCAAGAAUAAGAAGGGGGCCAAGGGCGACAAGUGCUCUGGCAGGGGCCAGCGGGCGUCUCUCGAGCACAUCCAGUCCACCUUCGCCUGCCUCGAGCCGCUGGCCGAGGGCGAGGGUUUUCCCGAAGGAGCUCUUUCGGAUAUCCUCUCUGGCUCCCCGCUGUGCGCCACGGGGGGGCCUCGCCGACCCUACUCGCGGGGCCUGAUCUCGUGGCCCGACGUUGGCGACGACCCCGUGCCGCUCACGAAGGUCGUGGCUGGCCCGGACGCUCAAUGGCUUAGGGCAUGGAGCUCGAGCAUGCUGCGUGGUCGCGAGGAGGCUGACGCCCUUCUGCAGCAGGUUUGCCCUCGCGGGCCGUAUGUCGACCCCCACCUUGCCUUCUCUCCGGCGACGUUCGCCGACUUCCUUGCUGAGAUGUUGAAGCGGAAGAUGAUUUGCUUCCAGGCGGAGGACCCACGUAUCAAGCCGAUUGGAGUCUUCUGCGCGGCAAAGGAGAGCAACCGUCUGAGGCUCAUUUUUGAUACUCGUACUGCGAAUGCGUACUUCACAGACCCCCCAGCCACCACGUUGCCGAGCGCUGCCGCCUUCUCGAAACUGGAGGCGCCUGGAGGCAAGGUGGUCGUCGCGGCUGGAGACAUCGACGACGCCUUCUACCGGCUGCUGAUGCCCGAGGGCUUGUGCCGCUACUUCAGGCUUCCGCCGAUCGACAGGCGGCACCUGGAGGCGCGCGGCAUCGCAGGACUCCCCGAUGCCACCAGGGUGCAGGCUUGCUUGGUCGUGCUGCCGAUGGGCUUCUCCUGGGCGCUGCACCUCUGCCAGCUGGCUCUGCGGACCGCGGUCUCGCGGGCUGGCGUG